Gastrolobium bilobum is the source of this 654-nucleotide messenger RNA. RefSeq lists its product as uncharacterized. The coding region runs from base 1 to 654 and encodes 217 amino acids. The record is from RefSeq and is a predicted model, not a curated record. Gene Ontology annotation, molecular function: nucleic acid binding; RNA-DNA hybrid ribonuclease activity. NCBI's taxonomy places the organism in Eukaryota, Viridiplantae, Streptophyta, Magnoliopsida, Fabales, Fabaceae. The transcript has 2 exons.
AUGGACAGCAGCCAUGGUAGUUGGCUGUCCAUUUUCAUAGUCACUUGUCGGAAGAUUUGGAGCCGGAGGAACAUGCUGAAUCAUGGUGAAGUGGUGCCUCCGAUUGGGAGUAAAGUAGAUAUUAUUUUAAAAUUUAUUUCUGAUCUUGAUACUGCUAUUACAAAUCAAAAGAACUAUAAUCUUGCUCCUCUUGUCAGCAACGUUACUGUUUCAUGGACUUUUCCUGAAGAAGGUUUUGUGAAGGUGAAUACGGAUGGUGCUUCCCGUGGUAAUCCUGGUAUGGCAGCCUGUGGAGGUGUAAUUAGGAGUUCACAAGGUUUGGAGAGGGCUUGGGGCAAUGGUUACAGGAAAAUUAUUUUAGAAAGUGAUUCGCUGUUGGCAAUCACUGUGCUCACCAAAAGUGGUGCAGCAGUCUGUGAGGUGCAAUUGGUCUCUCGUAUACGGACGUGGCUUGGAAGGGAUUGGCAUGUUCAACUUCAUCACAACUUCAGGGAAGGCAACUCAUGCGCUGACUGGUUAGCUAAUUUUAUUUUGGAUUCCUUUGAGCAAGCUAAGCAGAGUUUCUUUAGUCAUCCACCGCUUGGUGUUCAGCAUUUAUACCUUGGUGAUUUAGCUUCGGUAGGCAGGGAGUGUAUUGUAGCUCUUCCUGAGUAG